AUGAGCAACCAUAUUCCACAAAAGCCCCCGGGCAGUCUCGAUCAGUCCAACGGCAAUCGCCACAAGAAAAGUAACCGCGCUAAGAACUACAAGUCCUUGAAUGAAGACAUCACGCCUUUGGAAAGACAGGCGCAUCUGGGCAAAAAAGUGAAUGCCUCUUCCCGCAAAAACCAGAUAUCUAUAGACCAUUUGUUUGAGUUUCAGCUGUAUAGAGAUCUGCCUGAGUACCAGAAGCUGCGCAGGCAUCCUCCAAGAUCGAGAAGAAGCUCGGGGUUAGACUCGAAGCCGAAAAAGCAUCACUUAUUUCUUCAUGGCAUGAGAUUCAUCAAUGUCAACUACAAGUUUGUCGUCGACUACCGAAAAAACUAUAACGCCCAACAGUUGGACCCAAACGUUCCGGUAGACACGGACGACAUCUUGCGAACCAUUGUGCCCAAGGGCAACGCCUGCCCGAUUUGCUUGUCUGAAGACUUGAUCGCUCCCAGAAUGGUGACAUCUUGUGGGCAUAUUUUGUGUCUCACAUGCUUGCUCUCCCUUUUGGAGAGCGAGGUGCCCAAGCUGAUGAAGAAAGAAAGUAGCGUGAUAGUUGAGAAAUAUAGAGACUGUCCGUUGUGUGGUUCCAUCAUCAGACAGAAAGACGUGAAACCUGUUCAGAUAGACAACGUCGACGAGCGCUUUGAGGUUCCUAAGAUUAAGGACGAAGUUGUGCUCACUCUCAUGAGCAGACAACCACAUCGUGUUUUCCCUUUACCUCGUCAAUUGGAACAACUCAAUGAUACUAUCGACACGUUUCCCUGGGCCGCACAGUCAGAACCCGACUUGAGCCAGUACCUGCGAUUUUUCAAAGGAGAUCUCGCAUAUUUGGUGGGCAUGUAUCAGGCAGAAAUGGAACUGAUCAAACGAGUAUACGAAGAAGAAAAGGAGCUUUACAAUGACGACGGAAAAUUCAUGAGAAUGGCUCUUAAAAACAUCGACGAUGAUUUGGCACUCUGGUCGUCUAAGUUUGCCACCGAUCUUCCGGACAGCGCAAAAGCGCUGCGAGUAAACCAGCCAAAAGUGGAGGGAGUACCCUUUUAUUAUUAUCAGACGGGGUUCAAGGCUUCAACAGUAUACGUGCUUUCACCACUUGAUAUCAAAGUGUUGAAGUCCAGCUACAAUAAUGAUUACUCGCAUCUACCGAGCUCACUCGUAGCACAAGUGGAAAACAUAAGAUAUGAGGAACUCACAGCAGAGACUGCUUCAACGAAGUAUAAAUACUUACUGCAUUUGCCCCUGGGAACAUUGAUUGGUUUUUUGGAAUGCAAGUGGCAGAACAGCGAGUAUAUCUCGAAAGAAACAUGGGCGACUUUCAAAAGCGAUCUCAUGAAGCGGAGCAAACAGUCGAACAAGAAGUUCCACUCAGAGGAGUCAAAGCGUCGUAGAGCUCUCAAAGACGAAGAGAGACGCACGCGAGAAUUCUUUGAUCGAGAGAACAACAGCAUUCCCUACCUGGAUCAGGACUGGAUGCCGCCCGCAAACUUUGGUAGCCUCAGCAUUACAGACUUUAGAGACCUUCCAGCCUUAACUUCUGAGGGUCAUACCGAGGAGCAUGAGAGCUUGACGGAGCAGCCAGAACAAGAGACACCCAAGUUAAAAAAAACUGUUUGGGGUACCAGCAUACCCCAUUCAGAGAUUCAAACUUUAGAUGAGGGGGAAGAAAACGACUGGGACCCAGAAGAGAUGAUUCGAAGAGCUCGUGAGGAAAUGAAAAGACAAGAAGCCAACAACAGCGGCAAAAAGAAAAAGAAGAAAAAGAAGCUUGUUUUACUCUCGUCUUCAUAG
Candidozyma auris is the source of this 1821-nucleotide messenger RNA. RefSeq lists its product as uncharacterized. NCBI's taxonomy places the organism in Eukaryota, Fungi, Ascomycota, Pichiomycetes, Serinales, Metschnikowiaceae. Gene Ontology annotation, biological process: positive regulation of transcription by RNA polymerase II. The record is from RefSeq and is a predicted model, not a curated record. Gene Ontology annotation, molecular function: transcription cis-regulatory region binding. The transcript has a single exon. Bases 1 to 1821 code for a protein of 606 amino acids.